AUGGAGAUCAACCCUCCAUGUGGGGAAAACAUGUAUGAUGAAGAUGGAAAAAAGCUUCCUCCCUGUAUUCCUGGAGCCUGGCUCACGCCGGCCAUCAUGGCCUGUUACCUCCUGGUGGCCAACAUCCUGCUCGUCAACCUGCUCAUCGCUGUCUUCAACAACACUUUCUUUGAGGUAAAGUCCAUCUCUAAUCAGGUCUGGAAGUUCCAGCGGUACCAGCUGAUCAUGACCUUCCACGACCGCCCCAUCCUGCCACCUCCUCUUAUCAUCUUCCCCCACAUCUACAUCGUGUUGAAGAGGCUCUGCUGCACCUGCAAGAGGAGGGCGGAGGGGGAGCGCGAUGACCGCGAGAGACGACUCCAGCUGGUGCUGAACGCAGAGGAGCUGAAAAGUCUGCACGAGUUUGAGGAGCAGUGUGUCGAAGAAUACUUCAGAGAGAAGGAGGACGAGAAGCAGUCGUCCAACAACGAGCGCAUCAGAGUCACGUCUGAGAGGUCGGAACAACACUUGGACUUUAGGCUGUCCAGCCUGAAAACAAGUUUUAUCGUCACUCCUAAGAACUAA
Messenger RNA from Nematolebias whitei (Rio pearlfish), 564 nucleotides. RefSeq names its product transient receptor potential cation channel subfamily M member 1. NCBI's taxonomy places the organism in Eukaryota, Metazoa, Chordata, Actinopteri, Cyprinodontiformes, Rivulidae. Gene Ontology annotation, molecular function: calcium channel activity. Bases 1 to 564 code for a protein of 187 amino acids. Gene Ontology annotation, biological process: calcium ion transport into cytosol. The record is from RefSeq and is a predicted model, not a curated record. Gene Ontology annotation, cellular component: membrane. The transcript has 4 exons.